AUGAAAGACACCAACACUUCUGUCCGGGAGCUCUGGCAGGCGUCGCAAGAAUAUGUGCAUGGGAAUUGGGUGGCAAAGGCCGAAGCCCUCAAGGAUAUCGCAAAGGCAGUCGAGCACAUCAUUGAGGCCCUCGGCCCAUGCAGCGAUUCCAUGACCGCCGCUUCUGACUUCAAGAAGCUUUACGGCUACCUCAAGGAUCCGAGGUAUUACACGGCACACAACGCCCUCACGCUCGGAUUGAAUAUGGCCGAGGACCAUGCGCAGCUCAGCUCAUUCAGGACUGCAUGUGAAGGCGGGGAGUACCAUGUAGCGGGCUAUGAGCUCACUCGCGUAUUGUUGGACGUUCUGGAAAACCCUGGCAUCCCGAGCGCGAACGGCACAGCGGCAACUCGGAUCGCUUGGGGUCUGGCAAAGGGCUUCACCACUGACAUCGACCUUCCGUGUUUCAAGGAUGUUCACGUGGAAAUCCCUGCGCUCAUUGGCGGCGUGAUGGAUAUCAUGAGUGUGGUGGACAUUGUCAAUGGGCUUGAGAGCUUUUUCCAUGGGUUGGAAGGGAUCGUGCCAACGUACAAGGCUUGCAUGGCUGACAAGCCCAAAAUCGUCGAUCUUCUCAAAAGCUUCAGCGACUUUAGACAUCCAGUGGACCUCGCAAAGAUCUUCGGACAACACAUUGCGGAGAACAAGUUAGACCUUGCUCUCGAGACGGCCGCAGUCAUCCUUGACUACAAGGGCGGAGAGUGGAGGCGCUUCGGCCAGGACAUCGGGCAGAUCCUCCAGAAGAUCCUCAUCGGGACCAGCAAGGACGCAUCGCCCGCCACCGCCUUGCCGCUCCUGCGGCUGGGCAUCCGUCACUGCCUGGCCGACCCAGUGGGUGGGAUGCUGCCCGCUCCGCCCGGCUGUGAUGCCUGCGCCGGCCGGCGCCGCCACAGCGCCGCCUGGGCUGCCGCCGCGGUGUGUUCCCAGCUGGCGCUGCUUGCCUGCGCCGCGUCGGCUGUCGUCAGCAUCCUGGUGGCUUGUUCCAGCGGCAUUUCGCCCACUUGCGGGCCGAAGCACCCGCAGUGGCGCCCCCCGGGGCAGCCCGGCGGGGCGGCGGAGGCUCUGCGGCAGUGGUCUGGGGCCGGGUGCGACCCUGUUCCCUCGCGGAGCUGGCUCGUCUACGCCGCGGGCCACGUCGAGGCGCUGGCCGCGAUGGCGCGCGUGCUGGCGGCGAUGCUGAUGGCGCUCGCCUUCGUGCAGGCCAGCGCCUUGGACUCGGAGGAGGAUCGCCCCAAGGGCGCCCGCAGGCGGCAGAUGGAGCGCACGCGCGCGGCGGAGCUCGAGGCCGCGAUCGCCAAGUCCGGCUGCGCCGACCUCGGCGGCGAGAAGUGGUUCUCGGACGCGCACGGCGAGCUGUUCCAGGUGAAGCAGGACAAGUGCUCGAUCUCCUUCCAGCUGAAGAAGAAGAGCGGCGAGAUGUACGAGAAGAAGGGUGUCGUGCGCGGCACCAGGGUGCUGGUGGAGCCGCCGUUCCCGGAGGGCCAGAUGCUGCCGAACCAGACCGUCAUGUGGGAGAGCGGCGCCCGCUGGGAGCGCAAGUGGUCGAUGGCGCGCGUGCUGGCGGCGAUGCUGAUGGCGCUCGCCUUCGUGCAGGCCAGCGCCUUGGACUCGGAGGAGGAUCGCCCCAAGGGCGCCCGCAGGCGGCAGAUGGAGCGCACGCGCGCGGCGGAGCUCGAGGCCGCGAUCGCCAAGUCCGGCUGCGCCGACCUCGGCGGCGAGAAGUGGUUCUCGGACGCGCACGGCGAGCUGUUCCAGGUGAAGCAGGACAAGUGCUCGAUCUCCUUCCAGCUGAAGAAGAAGAGCGGCGAGAUGUACGAGAAGAAGGGUGUCGUGCGCGGCACCAGGGUGCUGGUGGAGCCGCCGUUCCCGGAGGGCCAGAUGCUGCCGAACCAGACCGUCAUGUGGGAGAGCGGCGCCCGCUGGGAGCGCAAGUGGUCGAUGGCGCGCGUGCUGGCGGCGAUGCUGAUGGCGCUCGCCUUCGUGCAGGCCAGCGCCUUGGACUCGGAGGAGGAUCGCCCCAAGGGCGCCCGCAGGCGGCAGAUGGAGCGCACGCGCGCGGCGGAGCUCGAGGCCGCGAUCGCCAAGUCCGGCUGCGCCGACCUCGGCGGCGAGAAGUGGUUCUCGGACGCGCACGGCGAGCUGUUCCAGGUGAAGCAGGACAAGUGCUCGAUCUCCUUCCAGCUGAAGAAGAAGAGCGGCGAGAUGUACGAGAAGAAGGGUGUCGUGCGCGGCACCAGGGUGCUGGUGGAGCCGCCGUUCCCGGAGGGCCAGAUGCUGCCGAACCAGACCGUCAUGUGGGAGAGCGGCGCCCGCUGGGAGCGCAAGUGGUCGAUGGCGCGCGUGCUGGCGGCGAUGCUGAUGGCGCUCGCCUUCGUGCAGGCCAGCGCCUUGGACUCAGAGGAGGAUCGCCCCAAGGGCGCCCGCAGGCGGCAGAUGGAGCGCACGCGCGCGGCGGAGCUCGAGGCCGCGAUCGCCAAGUCCGGCUGCGCCGACCUCGGCGGCGAGAAGUGGUUCUCGGACGCGCACGGCGAGCUGUUCCAGGUGAAGCAGGACAAGUGCUCGAUCUCCUUCCAGCUGAAGAAGAAGAGCGGCGAGAUGUACGAGAAGAAGGGUGUCGUGCGCGGCACCAGGGUGCUGGUGGAGCCGCCGUUCCCGGAGGGCCAGAUGCUGCCGAACCAGACCGUCAUGUGGGAGAGCGGCGCCCGCUGGGAGCGCAAGUGGUGCUUGCCAGCCAAUCCAUUCCGUUGCCACAUUAACGACCCUCUCUGCCGUGCACUCAGUCGAGCGAUGGCGCGCGUGCUGGCGGCGAUGCUGAUGGCGCUCGCCUUCGUGCAGGCCAGCGCCUUGGACUCGGAGGAGGAUCGCCCCAAGGGCGCCCGCAGGCGGCAGAUGGAGCGCACGCGCGCGGCGGAGCUCGAGGCCGCGAUCGCCAAGUCCGGCUGCGCCGACCUCGGCGGCGAGAAGUGGUUCUCGGACGCGCACGGCGAGCUGUUCCAGGUGAAGCAGGACAAGUGCUCGAUCUCCUUCCAGCUGAAGAAGAAGAGCGGCGAGAUGUACGAGAAGAAGGGUGUCGUGCGCGGCACCAGGGUGCUGGUGGAGCCGCCGUUCCCGGAGGGCCAGAUGCUGCCGAACCAGACCGUCAUGUGGGAGAGCGCGAUGGCGCGCGUGCUGGCGGCGAUGCUGAUGGCGCUCGCCUUCGUGCAGGCCAGCGCCUUGGACUCGGAGGAGGAUCGCCCCAAGGGCGCCCGCAGGCGGCAGAUGGAGCGCGCGCGCGCGGCGGAGCUCGAGGCCGCGAUCGCCAAGUCCGGCUGCGCCGACCUCGGCGGCGAGAAGUGGUUCUCGGACGCGCACGGCGAGCUGUUCCAGGUGAAGCAGGACAAGUGCUCGAUCUCCUUCCAGCUGAAGAAGAAGAGCGGCGAGAUGUACGAGAAGAAGGGUGUCGUGCGCGGCACCAGGGUGCUGGUGGAGCCGCCGUUCCCGGAGGGCCAGAUGCUGCCGAACCAGACCGUCAUGUGGGAGAGCGGCGCCCGCUGGGAGCGCAAGUGGCUCGGCAGCGCCCACCCGGGGCACCCACGGGGCGCCCAUGGCGCGUUGGCGGCAGCCUGGCAGCGCCGCGGCAGAGCAGCAGCGCUCCUGCGGGCCGCACCCUACCUGCCCGACGGCUCGAACGCCACCGAGGAGUUCGGCCUGCUCGCGCUCCUCGUCGCCUGCGAGGCGUUCCGCGUCACGUUCUUCGCGACCCCCAAGAAGAAGGCCUCCAAGAAGGACACGACCGCAUCGGCGGGGCCAGAGGCCGCGCGCGCGCCCCAGCGCCAGCAGGCGGCCGCGAGGGGCCCCGUGCGCGAUGCCAUGGCGAGGGUGCGCCAGGGGGAGCUCGCUGAGGCCGAGGCGCUGCUGGAGCGCCUCGGCGAGCAGCAGAGGAGCGAGGAGCCCGCCGCCGCGUGCUGCCGCUCGCUCGUCCUGGCGCUCACGAAGGAGGGCCAGUUCGGACGUGCCGAGCGGUGGCUGAGGGAGCUCUCGCGAGGGCACCAGCGUGCGGGUGCGACUGCGCGCUUCGCCGGCACCCUCGUCUCCGCGAGGGCCAGGCACGGCGACGCAGAAGGUGCGGAGGCCUGGCUGGAGGGGAUGAUGGCGGACGGCGUUGAGCUCGACGCGAAUGCCUAUAAUGCCUUGAUCUAUGCGUUUGCCACCGAGGCCGACGUGGGCCGCGCGGAGGGCUGGCUGCGCCGCAUGCGCGCCAAGGGCAUUGCGCCAGACCUGACGAGCUACAGUUCCGUGCUGCAUGCAUGCGCCAGGGCGGGGGACGUGGACCACGCGGAGGCCUGGAUCAAGAGGAUGGUGGCGGAUGGAGCCGAGCCGAGCAUCAACUGCUACAACGCAGUCGUGGACGCCUGCGCCACAGCGAACGACUGCGCUCGAGCCUCGUAUUGGGUCGAGCGCAUGAUCGAGGACGGUGCAGGGCCAACACUGCGGACCUACAACAUCCUGAUCGGUGUGCUCGCGAAGAGUGGCGACACGGGCAAGGCCGAAGAUUGGUUGCGCAGGAUGACGGACCUCGGGGUUAAGCCCGACGUGGUGACGUAUGUCACAGUCCUCAGCGCGUACAGCAAGGCCGCAGACGUCAGGAGGGCGAAUGCAACCUUCGAGCACAUGUGCGCCCAGCAGGUGGCGCCGAACAACAACGUGUUCAACCUUCUCGUCGGCCUCCACGGCCGCGCCAACGACGCAUGCGGGGCGGCGCGGUGGCUGCGCAUCAUGCGCGAGGCUGGCUUCCAGGCCGACCGUAUCACGUUCAUCACGGCGGUGAAGGCGCUGCCCCGCAACGACGACGUGCUGGGGGCGGAGGCCAUUUUCAAGGAGAUGAUCGCAUCCAAGCUUGACCCAGACGUUGUGGCGUACAACAUGAUCAUCACGACCUGCGCCCGCGCUGGCGAUCUGGAGAGGGCCACGGGCUGGUUCCACCAGAUGGCAGAGAGGGGCCUGCAGCCAGACACCGUCAGCUACAGUUCGGUGGUCAACGCCUGCGCGAAGGCGAACGAUGCGGACAGCGCGGAAGAGUGGCUGAGCAAGAUGAUCGCCGACGGCGUGGAGGCCAACGCGAUCUGCUACAACCAGGUCAUCCACGCCUGCGUCCGCAGCGGUGACGCCCACCGCGCCGCGCUCUGGAUCGACCGGAUGACCGAGCGCGGCGUGUCGCCCACCGUGCGGAGCUUCAACACCAUGAUCAGCAUGCACGUGAAGGCGGGCAACAUGCCCGAGGCCGAACGGUGGUUCGACAAGAUGGUGUCAUGCGGCCUGGAGCCAGACGUGGUGAGCUAUAACACCGUCAUCGCGGCUUGCGCGAAGAGCGCGGACGCCCCCCGUGCCGAGAAGUGGCUCUCGAGGAUGGCGCCCUCCGGCCUCGCGCCCGACGUCACCAGCUACAACGCCGUCGUGGACGCCUGCGUGCGCGCGGGCGACGCGGAGCGGGCCGAGUCGUGGUUCGAGCACAUGGUGGCCUCCGGCCUGCGCCCGGAUAUCGUCAGCUACACAACCGUUGUGCACGCCCACGCCAAGGCGGGCCACAUCGACCGGGCCGAGGCGUGGCUGCUGCGCAUGGACCGCGACGGGGUGCCCCCCACCGUGCCCACGUUCAACGCGCUCAUCGGCGCGUGCCACCGCGCCGGCGACUCGGCCCGCAGCCAGCGGCUGGUGGCGGAGAUGCGGCGCAGGGGCCUGGAGCCCGACGGCGUCACGCCCGGCCCGCGAGGCGCGGGCCAGGCCGGGCCGGCCCGCGCGCAGGCGGGCUGGCGGCGCUGA
Prorocentrum cordatum is the source of this 5835-nucleotide messenger RNA. NCBI's taxonomy places the organism in Eukaryota, Dinophyceae, Prorocentrales, Prorocentraceae. The record is from the annotation of a GenBank genome assembly.